Molecule: messenger RNA, 831 nt
Organism: Thermochaetoides thermophila DSM 1495
Lineage: Eukaryota; Fungi; Ascomycota; Sordariomycetes; Sordariales; Chaetomiaceae
Exons: 2
Coding region: 1-831 (276 amino acids)
Biological process (GO): mRNA splice site recognition
Cellular component (GO): U1 snRNP; U2-type prespliceosome
Molecular function (GO): mRNA binding
Source: RefSeq, a predicted model, not a curated record
AUGGCCGCAGAGCAAAGGAAGCUUCUAGAACAACUCAUGGGCGGCGGUCUGGCCGCCCGCACCGCACAACUCCCCCUCACCGACCCCAAAGUAUGCCGCUCGUACAUCGUCGGCACCUGUCCACACGACCUCUUCACCAAUACUAAAGCCGACCUGGGACCCUGCCCGCGCGUGCACUCCGAGCCGCUGAAAAACGAGUACGAAGCGCUCUCGGAAGCCGAAAAAAAGAAGCUAGGCUUCGAGUGGGAUUAUAUGCGGGAUCUGCAGAACCGGAUUGAGGCAUGCAAUCGGAAUAUCGAGACACUGCAGAGGAGGUUGGAGAAGACUCCUGAUGAGGUUAGGCAGACGAAUGCGCUGCUUAAAGCAAUUUCCGACCUCAGCGCAACCAUUACGAAUGGGCUGUUGGAAGUGGAAAUUCUAGGCGAGAUGGGCGAAGUUGCGCGAGCAUACGACGAGUACUACAAAGUCCGCCAGGCAAUGGUAGCGAAGGCAGAACGCGAGAAGGAGCUGAAGGCGCUCAGCGAAACCUCUGGUCCAUCCGGUCACCAGAAACUACAAGUCUGCGACGUCUGCGGCGCAUACCUCAGUCGGCUCGACAACGAUCGCCGGCUGGCGGACCACUUCUUUGGCAAGAUGCAUUUGGGCUUCGCGCAGAUGCGCAAGGCGUAUGAGGCCUUCCCCAAGGAGAUGAGGCAGCGGGCUGGUAGGGGAGGGCCGCCGCCGGUGCAUCAUGACGAGGACGGUCCAUCUGGCGGCUAUGAUAGUUGGGGGAAGGGGGGCAGAGGACGCAGGGGAGAGGGGUAUGGGCGGCGGUCGAGGAGGGGUUGGUGA